This is a messenger RNA of Brachypodium distachyon (stiff brome), 2642 nucleotides long. RefSeq names its product fimbrin-2. The transcript is spliced from 13 exons. Gene Ontology annotation, biological process: actin filament network formation; actin filament bundle assembly. Gene Ontology annotation, molecular function: actin filament binding. The record is from RefSeq and is a predicted model, not a curated record. NCBI's taxonomy places the organism in Eukaryota, Viridiplantae, Streptophyta, Magnoliopsida, Poales, Poaceae. Bases 249 to 2345 code for a protein of 698 amino acids. Gene Ontology annotation, cellular component: actin filament bundle; cytoplasm; actin filament.
UCAACUGGGCAGAGGGAGAGUACGCGAAAAGUUGCGUUUCCACCCUCCCUAAUCAUACACCCCAUCCUUUAUUUUGAACCAACGCUCCUCUCGAUCCGUCUCUCUCUCUCUCGCGGAGCCCCCACCCCCCAUCUCCACCACCCUGCUGCUGCCACUACGGACCGGAGCAAUCGAUCGUCUCCGUCUUGAUCCGCCCAUCCCACCUAACGCCGGCCGCCGAUUCGGAGGUCCACCGGGGUUUGGGCUUGAUGGGGUUCGACGGACUGGUGGUGGUGUCCGACCCCUACCUGCAGCGCCGCUUCACGCAGACCGACCUCCGCGCGCUCCAGGCCCAGUACGCGGCGCUGCGGGAUGCGGCGCCCAGCGGCAGGCUGCGGCUUCGGGACCUCCCCGCCGCCCUGACCAGCCUCGGGCGCGCCGCCUCUACGGCCGGAGGGAAAGGGGGCGAGGUGCGCGGGGACGCCGAGAAAGAGAACAGCUCGCCGGAGCCGGGGCUAACUGACGAGGAGUGGGCCUCUGUGCUCAAUGCCGUCGCCCGCCCCGACCACAAGCCGCCGCAGCACGACGUCAAUUUCGAGUUCUUCCUGCGCGUCUACGCAGAGAUGCAGCUGCGGCUCAAGGGUGCCAGGAAGGUGCGCGGGGACGGCGGCAUCAAGCGCUCCUCCUCCUCCUCCGCCGCUUUCCUCACGGCGUCUACCACCACGCUGCUGCACACCAUCAGCGAGUCCGAGAAGGCCUCCUACGUGGGCCACAUCAACGCCUACCUCGCCGAGGAUCCCUUCCUUAAGAACGCCCUCCCUGUCGAUCCGGCCACCGAUCAGCUCUUCCACCUAACCAAGGACGGCGUGCUUCUAUGUAAGCUCAUUAACUUGGCUGUGCCGGGCACAAUAGACGAGCGCGCGAUCAACACCAAGAGGCUGCUCAACCUAUGGGAGAAGAAUGAGAACCACACGCUCUGCCUCAACUCCGCCAAGGCUAUCGGCUGCACUGUCGUCAACAUUGGCACGCAAGACCUCGCGGAGGGGAGGCCUCAUCUUAUACUAGGGUUGAUAUCUCAGAUUAUUAAGAUACAACUAUUAGCAGAUGUGAACCUGAAGAGUACACCUCAGUUGGUUGAAUUGGUCGAAGACAGCCAGGAGAUGGAAGAGCUUAUGAGCCUUUCCCCAGAAAAAAUACUGCUAAGGUGGAUGAACUUUCAGCUGAAGAAAGGAGGUUUUCAGAGAACAGUAACAAAUUUUUCAUCGGAUAUAAAAGACAGCGAGGCAUAUGCAUGCUUGUUAAAUGUCCUGGCACCUGAGUGCAGUGCUAAACCAUCACCAAUGUCAGUAAAAGAUCUUCUUCACAGAGCAAGAUUAGUUCUUGAGCAUGCGGAUAGGAUGGGCUGCAAAAGAUAUCUGUCCUCAAAAGACAUAGUUGAUGGUUUACAAAAUCUAAAUCUCGCCUUUGUGGCUCAUAUUUUCCAGAAAAGAAAUGGGUUGUCCAAACAGAUGAAACAAGUUUCAUUUGUUGAUGGACUAUCUGAUGAUGCUCAAGUUUCGAGGGAGGAGAGGUCAUUUAGGCUAUGGAUUAAUAGCCUUGGAAUUUCUACUUAUAUCAACAACGUGUUUGAAGAUCUUAGAAACGGAUGGGUGCUCCUGGAGGUCAUGGAUAAGUUGGCUCCUGGCUCAGUUAAUUGGAAGAUGGCAAACCGACCCCCAAUAAAAUUACCAUUCAGGAAAGUUGAAAACUGCAAUCAAGUUCUGAAGAUCGGGAAAGAAAUAAAUUUUUCCUUGGUGAAUAUUGCUGGUAACGAUAUUGUGCAAGGAAGCAAGAAACUGAUAUUAGCUUUUCUCUGGCAAUUGAUGCGAUACAACAUCCUACAACUGCUGAAGAAUCUUAGAUUUCAUUCGAAUGGGAAAGAGAUCACGGAUAAUGACAUAUUGUUGUGGGCUAACAAAAAGGUUAAGGAUUCUGGAAAGCAUUCUCGAAUGGAAAGUUUCAAGGAUAGAAGCCUUUCAGGUGGCAUCUUCUUCGUCAACUUACUCAGUGCUGUGGAGCCACGAGUUGUGAAUUGGAGCCUUGUAACCAAAGGAGAAAAAGCUGAAGAAAAACAAAUGAAUGCUUCAUACAUCAUCUCUGUGGCAAGAAAGCUUGGCUGCUCCAUCUUCUUGCUACCAGAAGAUAUCCUGGAGGUAAACCAGAAGAUGAUGCUGACGUUGACAGCAAGCAUCAUGUAUUGGCAUUUGAAAAGGCCAACAUCAUAUUUACUGGACCCUGAAAACAGUAGUUCAACCGAGACAAGCUCCAUCUCAACUUCAGAUGAUUCAGCAUCUGAAUCAUCAAUCGAUGAUAGCGGAACUAGAUAGAUGAAGGUGGAUGGUCUUCUGCUAUUUGGGAAUUGGGGAGCAGAUGCAUUCAAGACCAGAGGGAAUGGUAAAGAAUUUUGUUUGAUUCAUUUGAGGUUUUGUAGUGUGCAAUGUGAUUCGGUGAGUGAUGUACAACAUCCUGUAAAUAUUCACAUAGAUAGCCACCAUCUGUAACACCAUAUAGUAGCAGCGUUUUUUCCUUGUCAAAAUCUACAUAGAUUGAUUUGUUCCUGAGCAGUUCUGCUUCUUACUGAUAAACGUUUGUGAUGCCAGUAGCGACAUGAAUUUGUUGGAGAA